AUGUAUCCAGGACAACAGUACAAACAACAAUACGGCUCAGGCUCCCAGCAACCUACAGCACAACAGAAUCCACAACCACCACCAUAUUAUCAAACUCCACCUCAACCAUACCCAUAUCAACCACCGCCUGGCGGUUAUGCCCCCUCCGGUUUUCCGACUGGAGGUUAUGCACCUCCUCUAGGUCCACCACCAACUUAUCCCGUUCCAUAUCAACAGUAUCCUCCCCCUCCAUAUCCUAACCCGUAUUAUAAUAACUCUGUGCCAUACACGUCGACUCCACAACCUGGUGUGGUUAAUUCAACGUAUCAAAACUAUCAGUUAACGGGACGAAAAAAGGCUUUGCUAAUUGGAAUCAAUUAUUUUGGAUCUCAAUUUCAAUUAAAAGGUUGUAUUAAUGAUGUCAAGAAUAUAAAAGAAUUUCUGGUCGCAAAUUAUGAAUUCCGUGAAGAAAAUAUGUUGAUCUUAACGGAUAACCAGUCAGAUCCAAAGAAGAUCCCUAACAGGGCCAAUAUUAUAGCGGCCAUGAAAUGGCUAGUACAUGAUGCCAGACCAAAUGACUCGUAUGUUAUGUUUCAUGAUACACAGAACGCAAUUGUGUUUGGUCACGGUGGUCAAGUAGAGGAUCUUGACGGCGACGAAGACGAUGGAUUUGAUGAGACAAUUAUGCCGGUCGACUUCCAAACAGCUGGACAGAUUGUUGAUGAUGAAAUGCACGACAUAAUGGUGAGAUCACUUCAUAAAGGUGUAAGGUUAACAGCCAUUUUUGAUUCGUGCCAUUCUGGAACUGCACUUGAUUUGCCAUACAUAUAUUCAACACAUGGAGUAGUUAAAGAACAAAACAUUUUGGCUGAUGGAGGGAAUACGCUUAUGAAUGUAGGAAUGUCGUACCUUCGGGGUGACAUUGAAGGAAUUAAAACAAGCAUAAUGGCAUUUGGGAAGAAAGCGACAUCUGGAAGAAAAAUAAAUGAGCAAAACAAACACACGAAAGCGAGUGAGGCAGACGUAAUCAUGUUCAGUGGAUGCAAAGAUGGACAGACAUCCGCGGAUGCUAAUGAGGCAGGUCAAAAUACCGGAGCCAUGUCAUACGCCUUUAUAAAAACGUAA
Messenger RNA from Acaulospora colombiana, 1104 nucleotides. NCBI's taxonomy places the organism in Eukaryota, Fungi, Glomeromycota, Glomeromycetes, Diversisporales, Acaulosporaceae. The record is from the annotation of a GenBank genome assembly.